UCGACGUCGAUGUCCGUCCCGUUAAAUUAAUCGUGUGAUGUGAAGUUCAACAAAAAAUGUCUUCUGUUACCUAGUUUAUUUCCUUCGUGGAUAGAAUAUCAGCACAUCUUUAAUACAUCACCAAUGGAUGAACUAUUUAUAAGGUAGUACUGGUAACAAAAUGCCACAUUGUUGGCAAGAAGUGGUGGCUGUAAACGCACCGAAAUGACAGAGUUCCCGACUCUCUGCGCUCUCCACUACGACCGUGAUGACAUCGAGAAACCACGGUCGACCACCGUUGGGCUCCGCCUGCCCAAGCCGCGGAGGCCCCGGUCUCGGUCCCGUACCUACCCGAGGGGAGAGGUGCGUGGAAAGCUAGAGUCCUUGGCUAAUGGGGUCAACGGAGCUGGGGAUCAUGGUGGAAAAAUACAACUAACAACUCCUUAUCGAUACAGCUCUUCAAAAAGUUCUAGUCUUCAAGCUUCGAAGGAUGACCUCCUAUACCCCGAUCGUACUUAUAGCUCCUCGGCAGCCCUUGGUCCACAUGACCCCCACCAUCGGAGUCUCUCAGAGCCACCUCCUAAUGUAUCUGAGCGUGCUCGUACAGCACCUACAGCCUUCUCUCUGCCGAUGUUACGUCAGGGAGGUGCUGGAGAGACUAGUAUGACAGUCAAUGCGGAGCUCUUGCAAGAUCCUGAGUGGAAUGAGUACCUGAGUGCAUGGGUGUCUGGCAAACAGGCGAGUUCCAAUUCUUAUGUGAGCUUUGUCGGAGCCAUGUCACUGAAGGACAGAGGGAGGUACCAUUAUGUGCGGGAAUUUGAAGAGCUACCGUCGUUGCCAUGUCCCAGGUUCUUCGAGCACAUGCAUCACAUCCCAGCCCCUAAGGCCCUGUGGAAAGACAAGAAGACGAAGAGCCUUCAGAAGCCAGAGUUCUGGACAUGGAAAGGGAGGACCUCGCCGAAGAUUCCUAAAUCGAGACCGAUCCGAAAGAAAGUUUACCUGUGUAAUAGUCUCACCUCCGUCCAGGUGACACCGCCCUCUAGUGUCCAGUGUUUGACAGUCGAUAUUCCCACCUGUAGUGUGGACUCUGAGGAGAGUCUCUCUUCAACUCCAACCUUUGACCUUUGUUCUCUUUCAAACCAAUCCCCUUCCCUGAGGGGGGUAUCACCUGACAGGUCUCCAGUGGAUCAAGUCUUACCCGAAAUAGAGGAAAGCAGUGAACACAGCGAUUACGGCUCAAUACGAUCUGGAGCUUCCAGUCCACUCAGUUUCCAGUCACAUCAUACAGUAACCAGUGGCAUCGAGUCCUUGGAUACAGAGCCUCUACGGGUACCCCUGAAGCUUCACAAGCUAGAGAAUCCUCCCUGUCCUCCGUCCAUCCCUGAUUGGGACAUGCACAGCUUCUUGGCAGACUUUGAAGACGUUGGCGGGGAUGUUGAGGAUGAUGUCGAUCGUGGUCAUGGCGACACUGACGACGAUGAAGACGGCCGUCUGAGGAGGAAGUACAAGGAGAUUGCCAUGGGUCCGCUGGAGAGCAGUAAAGUAGACCAGUCUGGCUACAUGUACAAUGACCAUGUUGUGUUUUUGGAGCCUGUUGUCUUUGAGAGUUGUGAACCCAUAGAGGACAUGUCUAAAUUAAUGGAGGCUAUAAGAGUGCCCGGGUGCCUACGCACAUUGGUGGAUCCCUACCCUUUAGAAGAGCCGUUAAGACCAGACGUUGCAGAUGUGGAUAGAGUUGCUGUCCAACAGUCGUCUAUAUGCGAGAGACCAAGCCUGCCCACUCCACCUCCUCCUAAAGUGCCCACCCCUACUCCCACUCCACCACCGCCCAUGGAGCCCACACCCCCUCCACCUAAGACACCCACCCCUCCCCCCAUCGAAAUGCCCAAGAAGAAGCCCGGCAAGCCCAAGAGACCUCCAAAGAAGGAGAAGAUGAAGGUGCAGAAAAAGGUCCGAACCCCAGUGAAGGAGCCCACACCAGUACCAGAACCCCCUCCUGUUGUCCUGCCACCUACACCCCCACCUCCAACUCCACCUGAACCAGAGGUGAUUAAAGCCCCGACCCCAGAACCAAUCCGACCCAAGCGGGUUAUCGAGCUACCACCCCUUCCAGUUGUCUCAGAACCGGAGCCCGAAGAAUCUGAAUCUGAGAUAAGUGAAGCUCCUCCUGCAGACUCCCCGGAGCCAGACCAAGCAACCCCAGAGCCCGCCGAAUCCACCCCGCCUUCCAGCCCCAUUCCAGCCUCUCCUUCCUCGCCCCCUUUGCGGAGGUCGCCCAUCGAGAAAGACAUGUCUUAUGCCCUGGAGCUUGAGAGACAGAGACUUGCUGAUGAGAGGCAGAGGAAAGCUCUCUUGAUGUAUGAGAAGUUGAGAAGCAGACAGCCGAUACCUGUGGCCAAACUAGAACAGGCGGACAGCUUCAAGGAAUAUGGAUGGUUAGCUCAAUUUUGUAUCCUUAAACCAGACAAGUUAAAGAUGUACAGACUUGCAUUUGAUACGGUUGAUGAGGAUGGGGAUGGACUGCUAUCAUGCUUUGAUACACUCAUCGCUUUGAAAGGAAUAACUGGAACUCAAAACUUAACUGAAAAAGAAGAAGAAUACAUCUGUAGGAUUCUUGAGAUUGCGAAUUACAACAUACUGGAAGGCUCAGACUUCAGAGUCUUCUCAGUGAUGGCUGCUUUGUCCCAGAAACUCACAUCCAUUGACAAAUGGGUUCGAAAUCUCAUUAAGAAGUUUGAUCUUCAGAUGUUGGACUGGAAGAUGUAUCGCGCCAAGGAGCUGUUCAAGUGGUGUGUGGAUGAAUCAACAAAUCGUAUCUCCGUUCCCCGCCUCCUGAUUGAACUGAGAGCAGGAGGAGUCAGUGAUGAACAUCUGGAGGAAGUCAAGGAGAAGUUUGGAGAGCACGGGACGCUGGACCUUCUGGACUUCUUGGCGUAUCUUCCACUGUUUAUUAUGUCGCACGAGGCGGUGGUGUUCAAUCCCUUGAACAAUAUCAGAGAUAAAUGAUCACACUCUGUGUCAUUCCUUUGAGGCCGUCGGGGGAUGUUUUUGGCUGUGACUGCACUUAGAUGUAAUUCACAACGGAGUGGCAUCAAUUUCUCAAUGAGCAAACUUCCUGAAACCGCUCCGUUGACCCAAGUUACUUGAGAGGAGCACGAUGAUACACACACCACACAUCACAAUCCAUCAUGCAGCCAGCUAGUCUCUAACCCUGUAUCUUCUUUCAGCGUUUUCACCAUGUUCUUGAUUGGUAUCCCUCUGGUUGUUGAAGGGUUUGCCAGACAUGCUGACAGUCAUCCUAUAGAUUCUUGCAUAAAGCACCAAAAGAUAGUUCCCGCCAAGCAUUUUCAAUAGGCUUCUGUUCACCUUAGUAACCGAUGAUGUGGGCAUGUCAUACUUAUAAAUGAUGCCCAAUUUCAUAGAGCAGCUUCAACAGACAAUUUUAUUAACAAUUUUGUGCCAAGCACAUAAAAUGAAUCUUCGUUUAAACAGCCAGUUGAGUUUCUGAUUGGUUGACUUUGGCUACAGCUAAAAUGUAUAUCUACAUUGCUGUGUUUGUCUACUUGUCGCUACAUGGCAAUGAUAGCCACAGCCACUGCAAAAUCUAUACACAGCCAAAGGAGAAGUCUGAAAUAAUCUAUAUGGUAGCUGAAGCAAACCUUAAGAAAAUAAAUGAACCUUGAACUGUCCAAGCCUGGGCCAAAAUCUUUGAAGGUCGAUAAGAUCUUUAGAAUGGAUGGACCAAGAGAUAAGAGAUAGUGUGAAAGAAUGUGGUAUGGACACAUCAUGACCCUACGGAUCUUAGUCGCUGAGAUUGAAACCUAUUGAAGACGAUCAGAUUAUAUACUGAUCGGAACGUUGAGUUGUCAACCACCAUUUCUUUUUAGAACCCAAAACCAACACUACUCAAAAGAGACUUCCUCACCUAUACUAACUAAGAAUGACACAUGGGAUCCAGUGGGAGGAGGUCAGGGGUUGAAGUCUGGAACCCAGACACCCUUACUCCUUUUCAAUGCUUUCUUUGAGCAGUGGUUUACCCUAAAACAAGUUCAAGAACUAUGAAAUUUACCAUGAGAGUUUUUGCCAAUGCCCCUUAUUUUUGACAGCGCGAGGGCGCUAUAAAUAGUAUUUUUAUCACUUCCGGGGUACACGCGAUUCG
Messenger RNA from Asterias rubens (European starfish), 4138 nucleotides. RefSeq names its product titin-like. NCBI's taxonomy places the organism in Eukaryota, Metazoa, Echinodermata, Asteroidea, Forcipulatida, Asteriidae. Gene Ontology annotation, molecular function: calcium ion binding. The transcript is spliced from 19 exons. The record is from RefSeq and is a predicted model, not a curated record. The coding region runs from base 205 to 2985 and encodes 926 amino acids.